Messenger RNA from Apiotrichum porosum, 1158 nucleotides. RefSeq lists its product as uncharacterized. NCBI's taxonomy places the organism in Eukaryota, Fungi, Basidiomycota, Tremellomycetes, Trichosporonales, Trichosporonaceae. The transcript has 3 exons. The coding region runs from base 1 to 1158 and encodes 385 amino acids. The record is from RefSeq and is a predicted model, not a curated record.
AUGGCCAGUGCAGUUGCUCACCCAGAGGCCCUCCUUGAGCGCCUCGACAUUGCAGGCAGCGACGACGAGAGCUCCGAGGCCGCCGAGCGCAAGCGUCCCGCCGUUGCCAACCUCGGCCUUCCCACGUCCAUCACCAACGUCGCGGCCGACAACUUCCUGUACUGGACGCUCUCAGACCUUAUUGACGACCACCCGGAAGACACAAAGAUUGAGGUGCCCGUUGAGGACGAGCUCGCGCUUGAGAUCGCCGGCGUUGGCCUCAAGGUCGUCAAGGACAAGUCCAACCCGGAGGACGAGGACUAUGUCCCAGCCGACCGCAAGACCAAGGUCCACACGCUUGUUUGUCUUCGCAAGACCCUUGUCCUCCACGAAGACAACCCGGUGUGGGACCGCACGCCUCAAGCCGAAUGGGCCGCACUGGUUGCCGAGGUCGGGGGCAACAUUGACAAGGCCGGCGUCAUCGUGCAAGGCUGGAUCGAUGCUGCCGGCGAUUCCGCACUGUCACCUCGACCCAUCCCUGGCUCGGAGGACGUCGACCUGAUGGCCGAGCCGAUCUACAUCGACGCGAACCGCAAAGUGCUGUUUGACGCAAAGCCCGCUCAGACCGAACGGUGCGCGGCGCUCAUCUUCAACUAUCUGGCCUUCCACGAGCGCGGGAUCGCGGCCCUGGAGGCGCAGGAAGCCGAGCGGCGCGCGCAGCUCCCUGGCGUCAUGUGGAGGAAGACCCAUCCCGAGCCAUUGCGCUUCCCGCUGCCGAGCGUGCUCGCGGGCAAGAUCGACGCCGACGAGUUCCCAGCCGUCGCUGCUGCAGUUCAGCGCGGGUACCUCGAGGGCCCGAGCGAGCUCAAGACGAGCCGCACCGUGUCUGCUGCGGCCUCCAAGCUGAGCAGGGAGACGCUCUCGCGGGAGGAGAAGGCAGCCAACCAGCUCCUGUACCUCAUCAACGACCGCCUGCUCGUGUCGGACAAGUUCUGGCUCCAGGACGAGGCAGAGGUUGUGGGCACGCCUGCGCAGCUUACAGCUGCCUACGACGCCGUGGUCAAGGACCUGAAGGCUCUGGCCGCCACUGACCGCCUCACGCACCGCGACGGUGACACUCUCGAGACCGAGUUGUGGAACAUGGUGUACGAUGCCGAGAAGGGAGACUACGAUGACUAG